Lacerta agilis (Sand lizard) is the source of this 3424-nucleotide messenger RNA. RefSeq names its product gap junction beta-3 protein-like. Lineage: Eukaryota; Metazoa; Chordata; Lepidosauria; Squamata; Lacertidae. The record is from RefSeq and is a predicted model, not a curated record. Gene Ontology annotation, biological process: cell communication. Gene Ontology annotation, cellular component: connexin complex. The transcript is spliced from 2 exons. Bases 429 to 1232 code for a protein of 267 amino acids.
AUCCCAAAGAAAAGGGGGGAAAGGAAAGGGGCACUGUGUGUGCUAGGCUGGCCCACAUCGCCUCUGGGUCCCAUAUGCACUUUUGCAGCCCGAAUCAGCUGCAGAAAACCGGCUGAGCCAAAGCCUCUCUCCCUGCCACCCCCUUCACAACUCAGAGAGGAUUCCUUUCUUCUUGCACAACCCAAGAGGCACCACACCCUUAUUGCUCACACAAAAAUAAGGCAGCUCCUUACAGUGCAAUGAGCCUGGCUUUUUUGGCGAUUCCCUAUGCAGGACGGGGAGAAAGUUUUAUGGCAUAAACCCUAAAGGUACGGGGUCCUGCCUCCAGGGAGACUUCCCAGCUUUCCUCCGGGCGAAGUUGGCAAGGGAGAUCAAGGAAGAUUCUGAGUUGGCUCAAGUGAGCAGGACCUCCACAGACUUCCAUCGCCAUGGACUGGAAGACCCUACAGGGACUGCUGAGCGGGGUGAACAAAUACUCCACCGCUUUCGGGCGCAUCUGGCUCUCCGUUGUCUUUGUCUUCCGAGUCCUGGUUUAUGUGGUGGCUGCUGAGCGAGUGUGGGGGGAUGAGCAGAAGGAGUUUGAUUGCAACCACCGUCAGCCCGGAUGCACCAACGUUUGCUUUGACCACUACUUCCCCAUCUCCCACACCCGGCUGUGGGCCCUGCAGCUUAUCUUUGUCACCUGCCCUUCGCUGCUGGUUAUAAUGCACGUGGCCUACCGUGAGGACAGGGAGAGGAAAAACCGGUUAAAGAAUGGAGAGAACUGCCCCAAACUCUACAGCGACACUGGCAAGAAACAUGGUGGCCUCUGGUGGACUUAUGUUCUCACCCUCUUCUUCAAGUUGGCUAUCGAGAUCGUAUUCCUCUACCUCCUGCAUAGGAUAUGGGAGAGCUUUGACAUGCCCAAGCUAGUCAAGUGCGAUCUGAAGCCUUGCCCCAAUGUAGUGGACUGCUACAUCGCUCGGCCAACGGAGAAGAAGAUUUUCACCUACUUCAUGGUUGGGGCGUCCGCCUUCUGCAUCGUCCUCAUCGUCUGCGAGAUUGUCUACCUCAUCUGCAAGCGGGUGUUCCGCUCGAUACAGAAGUGCCAGAAGAAGAAGAGGUCGCUCACCUACAGUAAGGCAUCCACCUGCCAGUGCCAUGCGAGACUGGACCAACCGCAUUAUGGGAAAGGGAAGCACACACACGUGGAGGCCCUCAGAGCCUCUGCACCUAACCUGACUUUGAUCUGAGGCAGCGAGAAAGGACAGAUCCAAAAUGGCCGACUGCCAUUUGGAUUAUUUCAUUGCAACACACAAGUGGCUUUUGAGGAACGUGGGGCAAGGAAGGGUGAUUUGAAACAGAAGUCUUCCUUCUACAUUGUGUGGCCACCAAAGUUUUCCACAAAGGGGAAGCGCCAUCAUGUUUUGUUGAGGCCUAAAGGCAAAGCCUCCUGGCCUGUUUACAUGUUUUUACUAAACUGAAGAGGCAUGGUCAAAGCACACACAACACAAGAUGUUGACUUGUACAAUCCCUGGAAGAAGUUGCAGCUCUUUAGAUCCCAACAUCUGCUCUUUCUCAGAAGAGAUGAUAAUAUGGGCAGUUGGCUAAGAGAGCCACAUAUGUGGAACAUCUGUUCUGGUCUUCAGAAAACUCCUAGCAACUAAUGACUUAUAGCUCUGAUUCUUUCCUCUGACUCAUUAAAAUGUUUAUAGAGCGUUGCAGAAUCAAUGAAGGGGGGGGGGGCAACUGUUUAGUUAAUGCUGUCCAAAAACAAAUGAUGAAUGGAAAGAUUGGCUUCAGCUUAACCUUAUCACCAAAAUUUCACCUAAAGGAAAUUCAAAGUUAAUUUGGAGGUUUCACUUCAGGCAGAAUAGCUUAGUGAUUUCAAGGAAAGCCAAGAAAAAAAUUCAAGUUGGGGGAGGUGUUUGCACCAUCUGUAGGUGUGUUUGCACGAACAAAGGGGCACAGCCUUAGAUAUCUCUGUAUAGUAGCUUUAUCCAAUCUGCUGCAUUCCAGAUGUUGUUCAAUUCCCAGCCCCAAACACAAUGGCCAAUAAUCAGGGAUGGUGGGAGUUGUUGUUCAAGAACAUCUGAAAAGCACCAGCUUUGGGAAAGUUUGCUGUAGGGGUUAGCCAAGAACAAAUGCUUUCAUGGUGUACUGUUUACACCAGCCUCCUCAACCCCAGUGUCUCCAGAUGCUGAGAGACUACAGCUCUCAACACCCCUGGUCAUUGGCCAUGUUUCCCAGGCCUAAUGGAGGAGGAGGGCACAUGAUUGGGGGGGAACUGGUUACACACUCCUUACCAAACCUUUCCCUAAAGGAAGGAUUGUGCCCAGUGAAAUUCUGUGAGAAUAAUACAAAGACUCUGGUGCUUUCCAGAGAGGAAGCCGUCUUCCUUCCUGUACCAGACUGAGGCACCCUGCAAAGGAGGCUAUAUUCUGGUAGCGGUUGGACUUGCCCCUGAAAUCCUGCCUAACAUGACAUUCCAAAUUGGUUUGAGGGUUCUACUUGGACGGAAACCUCUGAGGACUUUCAUCGGAAGCCAAAAAGAGUUGUAAUAUGCCUCACUGGUGGGGUGGACAGUUUGCUUAAGGCCUGAAGCUUCAACCAGAUUAGGUUGAAAGCAAAUUUCUAAAUGAGAUUGGAGGUUCCCCAUAUGCAAAAGAAACCAUGUAAGGGAUUCUGAGGGAGUUGAUGAACUAGAGCCGUUUCUCAGGUGGGCUUCCUAUCUCUUUUGUAAGAGUUCUGUACUGCUCGGCAAUUAUAAGGUGAUCAUUUGUGCACUACCCCAAAAAAAGGACGAAAGAAGGAAGUGCUUUACAUAAAAUUUGCACAUGUUAAUGUAUAUAUAUAAAUGUAAAGGCACAUUUGUAAAUAAUUGCUAAAAUUCAAGUAGAAAUGCAAUACAUCCCAUAGAAGUGGGGAAGACCAUGACCAUGUGGCCUGUAUGUACCUGCUCAGCCUGCUGUCCAAGUAUUGACUGUUGAAGGGCAAUUUCAAGACCCCUCCUGCUCUCCCGUCUUAGAGGUCUUUAAAUUUAAACCAGACAACCCUUUAAACAGAGAGUGUCCUCUGGAAAGUAGGGCACGUGGCCACCCUUAUUUGGCAACAUCUCACAAGAGUGGGAGUUGUAGCACACUGGAGAGUUGUUUAGCUGAAGCAACUGUUUACGUGAACGGGGUGUGAGGCAGAACUGACCUCAUUCAACAAGCUGUGCAGGUUUGACAUGGCGCUCUGGAGGGGCAAGGACUUUGCAAGGGAGAAAGAGGGGGCCACCAUUAUAGAAAAGCACCCAACAAUUAGGGGUUCUCAUUUCCCACAGUAAAAAAGCUAUCAUGCAGCACAAUCCUGAGCAUGUUUACUUAGAAGGGAAGAUUGCUGAGUUCAGUGGGGCAACAUUAGAACUUCUGGCUUGGACUGUGAGCUGGAAAAUGCCUACUUC